This is a messenger RNA of Cordyceps militaris CM01, 189 nucleotides long. RefSeq lists its product as uncharacterized. The record is from RefSeq and is a predicted model, not a curated record. The transcript has a single exon. Lineage: Eukaryota; Fungi; Ascomycota; Sordariomycetes; Hypocreales; Cordycipitaceae. The coding region runs from base 1 to 189 and encodes 62 amino acids.
AUGAAAGGCGUGGUGAGUGUAUUUAUUGUCAAGAUUGAGGCCAAGGCCGACUUGUCCCGCUGGCUUGCUGCCGGCCAAGAAGAUAGCCAGUUUCACGAGAAUUGUGCCCAGGCAGAUGACAGCCCUGCCUCAGCGCCUGUUCCUCGCGCCGGGCUAGAGCCUCUAUGCGGCUCUGCUCUGCCGAAAUGA